Molecule: messenger RNA, 606 nt
Organism: Microdochium trichocladiopsis
Lineage: Eukaryota; Fungi; Ascomycota; Sordariomycetes; Xylariales; Microdochiaceae
Product: putative snare protein
Exons: 4
Coding region: 1-606 (201 amino acids)
Biological process (GO): endoplasmic reticulum to Golgi vesicle-mediated transport
Cellular component (GO): Golgi apparatus
Molecular function (GO): SNAP receptor activity
Source: RefSeq, a predicted model, not a curated record
AUGAAGUUGCAUUACAUCGGUGUCCUCAAGAACGACGCCAAGCCCGCCGUCGAGCUCGUCGCCGAGAAGGAGCUGAGCGCAUACUCGCGCUUCACCCGUGCAAACUAUGGCGAGUUCAUGACCUUGUUUGCCAAGACGGUGGCCGAGCGGACGCGCCCAGGCCAGCGGCAAGACGUCGAGGAGCAGGACUACACAUUCCACGCCUACGGGCGGUCCGAGGGCGUGUGCGGCAUCAUCAUCAGCGACCACGCUUACCCGGCGCUCGUCGCGCACCAGCUGCUCUCCAAGGUCGUCGACGAGUUCCUGGCCGCCCACCCAAAGAACACCUGGUCGUCCGCGACGGCCGACAACAGCGGCGCCGUCGUCAUGCCCGAGCUCAAGGACUACCUCACAAAGUACCAGGACCCGCACCAGGCCGACAGCAUCAUGAAGAUCCAGCGCGAGCUCGACGAGACAAAGAUUGUCCUGCACAAGACCAUCGAGAGCGUCCUCCAGCGCGGCGAGAAGAUUGACGACCUGGUGGCCAAGAGCGAUGGGCUGAGUAACCAGAGCAAGAUGUUUUACCAACAAGCAAAGAAGCAGAACUCAUGCUGCAUUCUAAUGUAG